GUAUGUGGUUUGAAAGGUUGAGUAAUAAAACUAAUCAUUAUUUAUCUCCCUCACACAGUCCUGGAUCCAUGCUCGUCUAGUCCAUGUGAUGUCAACGCAACCUGUGUUAGAGAUAGCAUGACAACAGAAAAUUUCACAUGCACAUGCAAUUCUCCAUUUGAGGGGAAUGGAUCGACUUGUGAAAUCCCGGAUCCAUGCUCGUCUAGUCCAUGUGAUGUCAACGGAACCUGUGUUAGAGAGAGUGUGAUGACGGAAAAUUUCACAUGCACAUGCAAUUCUCCAUUUGAGGGGAAUGGAUCGAGUUGUGAAAUCCCGGAUCCAUGCGUGUCUAGUCCAUGUGACAUCAACGCAGCCUGUGUUAGAGAGAGUGUGAUGACGGAAAAUUUCACAUGCACAUGCAAUUCUUCAUUUGAGGGGAAUGGAUUGAGUUGUGAAAUCCUGGAUCCAUGCUCGUCUAGUCCAUGUGAUGUCAACGCAACCUGUGUUAGAGAUAGCGUGACAACAGAAAAUUUCACAUGCACAUGCAAUUCUCCAUUUGAGGGGAAUGGAUCGAGUUGUGAAAUCCCGGAUCCAUGCUCGUCUAGUCCAUGUGAUGUCAACGCAACCUGUGUUAGAGAGAGUGUGAUAACGGAAAAUUUCACAUGCACAUGCAAUUCUCCAUUUGAGGGGAAUGGAUCGAGUUGUGAAAUCCCGGAUCCAUGCGCGUCUAGUCCAUGUGACGUCAACGCAGCCUGUGUUAGAGAGAGUAUGAUGACGGAAAAUUUCACAUGCACAUGCAAUACUCCAUUUGAGGGGAAUGGAUCGAGUUGUGAAAUCCCGGAUCCAUGCUCGUCUAGUCCAUGUGAUGUCAACGCAACCUGUGUUAGAGAGAGUGUGAUAACAGAAAAUUUCACAUGCACAUGCAAUUCUCCAUUUGAGGGGAAUGGAUCGAGUUGUGAAAUCCCGGAUCCAUGCGCGUCUAGUCCAUGUGACGUCAACGCAGCCUGUGUUAGAGAGAGUGUGAUGACGGAAAAUUUCACAUGCACAUGCAAUUCUCCAUUUGAGGGGAAUGGAUCGAGUUGUGAAAGUAUGUGGUUUGAAAGUCCUGGAUCCAUGCUCGUUUAG
This is a messenger RNA of Halichondria panicea, 1104 nucleotides long. Its product is annotated as delta and Notch-like epidermal growth factor-related receptor. The transcript has 9 exons. The coding region runs from base 118 to 1104 and encodes 328 amino acids. Gene Ontology annotation, molecular function: Notch binding. NCBI's taxonomy places the organism in Eukaryota, Metazoa, Porifera, Demospongiae, Suberitida, Halichondriidae. The record is from RefSeq and is a predicted model, not a curated record.